GCGGAGCGGCGGCAGCGGAACCGGCGGCACCAUGGAGGGCGGCGGCGGCGCCUACGGGGCGGCCAAGGCCGGCGGCGCCUUCGACGUGGGGCGCUUCGUGCAGCAGCCGCACGUCGUGGCGCGGAUCGCCAGCGCGAUCUUCUCCCUGAUCGUGUUCUGCUGCCUCAUCGGGGAGGGCUACACCAACGUGCCCACCUCCUCCGAGCUCUUCUGCAUCUUCAACCACAACGAGGACGCCUGCCGCUACGGCAUCGGCAUCGGCGUCCUCGCCUUCCUCGCCUGCAUCUUCUUCUUCCUCGUGGACAUCUACUUCCACCAGAUCAGCAACGCCACCGACCGCAAGUACCUGGUCCUGGCGGACCUCAGCUUCUCAGGGCUCUGGACGUUCCUGUGGUUCAUUGGUUUCUGUUUCUUGACCAACCAGUGGGCCUGGACACCGGCCAAAGAUGUGCGUGUUGGGGCUGACUCUGCCCGAGCUGCCAUCACCUUCAGCUUCUUCUCCAUCUUCUCAUGGGGAUUCCUGAUUGCCUUUGCUUACAAGAGGUACAAGAUGGGGGUAGAGGACUUUGCUCACAACUACGUCGACCCUACCCCAGAGGUCUCAGCUCCCUACUCCAGUUACCCGAACGUCAGCCACGACAGCUAUCAGCAGCCACCCUUCACCCACACUGCGGACACCUCGGGGGGUUACCAGCCGCCGCCGGUGUACUGAGCCCCGUGCCAGGCAGUCCAGCAGGGACACCUGUGCAAGUGCAAUUGUGUUUCAUGGGGUGGGGAAGGUCUUGUAACUUGAAUGGGGAAGGUGGGGGGGCAGGACGGUGGUGGCUGCUUUAUGUUAAGGUCACUAGGCUUUGGUGCUGGUAUAUAGAAGGAGAGACCGCCUGGUCCUUGUGGAGCUGUAAGCUUUCCAGCUGGGAAUGGGAGUGUAAUGUGUAGCAGUGAUAUGUGAGUGCUGGGUGCAGACCUGCUGCUUGCAGUGAACUCUCCCUGGGAAGAUGCCAUGUGCAGACUCCCAUGCACAGUAUCUGCUCUGCCUUCCUUCCUGGCUCUGGAGAGGCUGAGCUCCUUUCCUUUCUGUUGUGCCUCUGGGGAAGCAGCUGUGGGAGGAAGCAGUGGUGUGUGGUUUUCAAUCCUCCCAGGCCUGGCCCCUAGUUUUGGCUUCGGCAGUGCCAUUGUGACUGCUGCCCUGACCUGUCCUUACACUGUUGCCUUUGCCAGUCCUGCUGGCUUUGAUUCCCUAAAGUGCCACCUUUUACUUCUUCAGUGAGUGUCUUAACCCCCAGUGCAGCUGGACAAUGCAGCCCAGCUCCUGCCUGCCUUUGAGCUCUUGUGCCUUCCUGCCUUCCCUCAGCUGCUGCUGCUGGGGGAGCUUGAUGCCAAAGCCUUAUGUUUAUUAACUUCCUUGUACCAUGCCUCCCCCUAAAGCCUGCACUAUGACUGCUGGUGCUCACAUGAAAGGGUUUGGGAUCUCUGGAAGCAGCAAGCCCUGGUCUCUCUUACAGCAGGGCCAUGGCCCAAUCUUGUCCACAGCUCCACCUGCUACUGAGGAAGGUCCUCGUGAAGCAUCUCCACUGCUGACUCAGUCCGCAGUAGUGCCUGCCUUCCUCACUUGCCUUCCACUAGGCGUGGUGUGUCCAGAGAAGCCAAGCUGUAGUCCUGUGUGCUACAUGCUGCUCUGUGAGCAAAGCUCUGCUCAGCAGCUCAUUUUCUCCCCAGGCUUUGAGUUGUGCCUCUCUGCAUUUGGGCUAUGCAGACUGGCUUGUCUCAGGUUGUAUUUUUCUGCUGCACCUGUUCCUGGCAGCACUAUGAGGUAUGUGAACUAUAGCUGCUGGGGCUGAUACUGAAGUGUUCCUUUGUUUGCCACUGUAGAGAUGGAAUAAACUUUUUCACUUAGCCACCA
Messenger RNA from Rhea pennata, 1900 nucleotides. It is a transcript of the gene SYNGR2, whose product is annotated as synaptogyrin 2. The record is from RefSeq and is a predicted model, not a curated record. Gene Ontology annotation, cellular component: synaptic vesicle membrane; neuromuscular junction. The coding region runs from base 32 to 712 and encodes 226 amino acids. The transcript is spliced from 4 exons. Lineage: Eukaryota; Metazoa; Chordata; Aves; Rheiformes; Rheidae.